UUUACGUCGUCUCUCAUGAGGUGUGGUUUUAGAAUUUCCACUGUGCUCCUCAUUUUCCUAUUGACUCAGUUUGAGAACAUCCUUGCAUAAGUGCAAACCAUACGGGCAACACUUCAGGUCCUGGAGUUAUCUCGGGAGGGGUCUAGGAGACGUUUGCAGAUCAGAAAUCCCUGUGGUGUAGACUGUCAAGAGUGAAGACUUUGGUUAUCAUAAACGACAGGGAGUCACACAAAUGUACUGCUUCCUUUCUCCCCGUCACGGGGACUUUCAUCAGAACCAGGAACAUCAAAAGAAACCACAUCAACAGCAAAGAGAACAAGCUUCAAGGGCACAAAGAGAGGACAUCAGUGCCUCUGCCUAAAGGGACUCACUGGCAAUUCUGCUUCCCCCAUCCCUAGGAAGGGUUAGCCUGAGAUCGCCAUGGCAAUGCCCAGGGGGUCCCAGGAAGUGAGGACUGCAAGGCAGCCCUGUGUAGAGGGCAGAGAGGAAGUGUACGAGGUGGUCACAGCCACAGGGGAUGUUCGUGGUGCAGGAACAGACGCCAAUGUCUUCAUCACCAUUUUUGGAGAGAAUGGGCUCUCUCCCAAGCUCCAUCUCACCAGCAAGAGUGAAUCUGCCUUUGAGAAAGCCAACGUUGAUGUGUUCCGAGUAAGAACCAACAACGUGGGCCUCAUCUACAAAAUCAGGAUCGAGCACGACAACACAGGCUUGAACGCCAGCUGGUACCUGGACCGUGUGAUCGUGACCGACAUGAAGCGGCCUCACCUCCGUUACUACUUCAACUGCAACAACUGGCUGAGCAAAGUGGAGGGUGAUCGCCAGUGGUGUCGUGACCUGCUGGCCAGCUUCAACCCCAUGGACGUUCCGCGAGGUAACAAGUAUGAAGUCAAAGUGUACACUGGUGAUGUCAUUGGUGCAGGGACUGAUGCUGACGUCUUCAUCAAUAUCUUUGGAGAGUAUGGAGACACAGAGGAGUCAAGCCUAAGCAGCCUGCCGGCUGAUGUCAGGGUCCCAGCCACAGCCCGUGGACCAACGGCCACGGCUGUGCUCCUUGUUCAGAUUGUCAUUGAAGAUAUUGGGAACAAAAGAAAAUAUGAUUUUCCUCUUAACCGCUGGCUGGCCUUGGAUGAAGAUGAUGGCAAAAUCCAGAGGGAUAUCUUAGUGGGUGGAGCUGAGACCACAGCCAUCUCAUACGUUGUCACUGUCUUCACUGGGGAUGUCCGGGGGGCCGGGACCAAAUCCAAAAUCUACUUGGUCAUGUAUGGGGCCCGAGGGAAUAAGAACAGCGGGAAGAUCUUCCUGGAGGGCGGUGUGUUUGACCGUGGCCGCACAGAUAUCUUCAACAUUGAGUUGGCAGUCCUCCUCAGCCCCCUGAGCCGGGUCUCCAUUGGACACGGCAAUGUGGGCGUCAACAGAGGCUGGUACUGUGAGAAGGUGGUGAUUCUGUGCCCCUUCACUGGCAUCCAGCAGACCUUCCCUUGCAGCAACUGGCUGGAUGAGAAGAAGGCGGAUGGACUGAUCGAGAGGCAGCUCUAUGAGAUGGUGUCUCUCAGGAAGAAGAGAUUGAAAAAAUUCCCAUGGUCCCUGUGGGUCUGGACGACUGACUUGAAGAAAGCUGGUUCCAACUCUCCCAUCUUCAUCCAGAUUUAUGGGCAGAAGGGGCGGACAGAUGAGAUCCUUCUGAAUCCCAACAACAAGUGGUUCAAACCCGGCAUAAUUGAGAAAUUUAGGAUUGAGCUCCCAGACCUUGGCAGGUUUUAUAAGAUUCGAGCAUGGCAUGAUAAAAGGAAUCCUGGUUCUGGAUGGCAUUUAGAAAAGAUGACCCUGAUGAACACUCUGACCAAGGACAAGUAUAACUUCAACUGCAAUCGCUGGCUGGAUGCCAAUGAGGAUGACAAUGAGAUCGUUAGGGAAAUGACUGCUGAAGGCCCAACAGUACGGAGGAUAAUGGGCAUGGCCCGGUACCGCGUGACUGUGUGCACUGGGGAACUCGAAGGUGCGGGAACGGAUGCCAACGUCUACCUCUGCCUUUACGGUGACGUGGGGGACACAGGGGAGCGGCUGCUCUACAACUGCAGGAAUAACAUCGACCUGUUUGAGAAGGGCAAUGCCGAUGAGUUCACCAUCGAGUCUGUCACCAUGCGGAAGGUGAGGCGGGUGAGGAUCAGACACGACGGCAAAGGCAGUGGCAGCGGCUGGUUCCUGGAGCGGGUGCUGGUGAGAGAGGAGGGGCAGCCGGAGAGUGACAACGUUGAGUUCCCGUGUCUCAGGUGGCUGGACAAGGAUAAGGAUGAUGGGCAGUUGGUCCGAGAGUUGCUGCCCAGAGACAGCAACGCGACAUUGAAGAACUUCCGCUAUCACAUCAGCUUGAAGACGGGGGACGUCCCUGGGGCCAGCACAGAUUCCAGAGUCUACAUCAAGCUCUACGGGGACAAAUCUGACACCAUUAAGCAAGUUCUUCUCGUCUCUGACAACAACCUGAAAGACUAUUUUGAACGUAGCCGAGUGGAUGAGUUCACCCUGGAGACCGUCAACAUUGGAAACAUCAACCGGCUGGUGAUCGGGCACGACAGCACGGGCAUGCAUGCCAGUUGGUUCCUGGGCAGUGUCCAGAUUCGCGUGCCCCGCCAAGGCAAGAUGUACACCUUCCCUGCCAACCGCUGGCUGGACAAGGACCAGGCUGACGGGCGCCUGGAGGUGGAGCUCUACCCCAGCGAGGUGGUGGACAUCCAGAAAUUGAUCCACUACGAGGUUGAGGUUUGGACCGGGGAUGUAGGCGGAGCAAGCACCACUGCCCGAGUAUUCAUGCAGAUUUAUGGCGAGGAAGGCAAGACAGAAGUGCUGUUCCUCUCCAGCCGCUCGAAGGUGUUUGAACGGGCAUCCAAGGACACAUUCCAGCUGGAGGCGGCGGACGUGGGCCAGGUCUUCAAGAUCCGACUCGGCCACACGGGCGAGGGCUUCAGCCCCAGCUGGUACGUGGACACCGUGUGGCUGCGGCACCUGGCGGUGCGGGAGGAGGACCUCACACCCGAGGAGGAGGCGCGCAGGAAGAAGGAGAAGGACAGGCUGCGGCAGCUGCUCCGGAAGGAACGUCUGAAGGCCAAGCUGCAGAGGAAGAAGAAAAAGAAGAAGAAGGAGGAGGAGGGCAGCGACGAGGAGGCCGAGGAGGAGGAGUCCUCGUCGGAGGAGGAGUCCUCGUCCGAGGAAGAGGAGGAGGAGACCGAGGAGGAAGAAGAGGAGGAGGAGCUGGAGCCCGGGAUGCAGGAGGUGAUCCAGGAGUACAAGUUCGAUGCCCACCGCUGGCUGGCCCGGGGCAAGGAGGACAACGAGCUGGUGGUGGAGCUGGUGCCCACGGGCCAGGAGGGUCCUGAGCCCAACACCUACGAGGUACAGGUGAUCACAGGAAAUGUGCCCAAGGCUGGCACUGAUGCCAAUGUCUUCCUGACCAUCUACGGGGAGGAAUACGGGGACACCGGCGAGCGGCCCCUGAAGAAGUCAGACAAGUCCAACAAGUUUGAGCAGGGACAGACAGAUACCUUCACCAUCUAUGCCAUUGACCUGGGGCCCCUGACCAAGAUUCGGAUUCGCCAUGACAACUCAGGCAACAGACCGGGCUGGUUCCUGGACAGGAUCGACAUCACUGAUGUGAACAAUGAGAUCACGUACUACUUUCCCUGCCAGCGCUGGCUGGCCGUGGAGGAGGACGAUGGCCAGCUGUCCAGGGAGCUGCUGCCAGCGGACGAGUCCUAUGUGCUGCCACCAAGCGCGGAGGAGGGCGGGGGAGGUGGUGACAGCACCCCCCUCGACAGCCUGGCCCUGGAGCAGAAAGAUAAAUCUACCACAUUUUCAGUGACCAUAAAGACUGGGGACAAGAAGAACGCUGGCACUGAUGCCAAUGUCUUCAUCACACUCUUUGGCACUCAAGAUGACACUGGAAUGACCCUCCUGAAGUCCUCCAAGACCAACAGCGACAAGUUUGAGAGGGAUAGUAUCGAAAUCUUCACAGUGGAGACCCUGGACCUGGGAGAUCUGUGGAAAGUCAGGAUCGGUCAUGACAACACAGGCAAGGCUCCAGGCUGGUUUGUAGACUGGGUAGAGGUGGACGCCCCAUCCCUUGGAAAGUGCAUGACGUUCCCCUGUGGCCGCUGGUUGGCCAAGAAUGAAGAUGACGGCACCAUCGUCAGGGACCUUUUCCACGCGGAGCUUCAGACAAGGCGGUACACACCAUUUGUCCCUUACGAAAUCACCCUCUACACCAGUGAUGUCUUUGCUGCUGGGACAGACGCCAACAUCUUCAUCGUCAUCUAUGGCUGCGAUGCCGUGUGCACCCAGCAGAAGUACCUGUGCACCAACAAGAGGGAACAGAAGCUGUUCUUUGAGAGGAAGUCCGCCUCCCGCUUCAUAAUGGAGUUAGAAGACGUGGGAGAAAUCAUUGAAAAAAUCCGGAUUGGCCACGAUAAUACAGGCAUGAAUCCUGGCUGGCACUGCUCCCACGUGGACAUCCGCAGGCUCCUCCCAGAUAAAGAUGGUACAGAGACCUUGACUUUCCCUUGUGAUCGAUGGCUUGCGACUUCGGAGGAUGACAAGAAGACCAUUCGAGAACUGGUCCCUUAUGACAUCUUCACGGAGAAAUACAUGAGAGAUGGGUCUUUAAGGCAAGUCUACAAGGAAGUGGAGGAGCCUCUGGACAUUGUGCUGUACUCGGUGCAGAUCUUCACAGGAAACGUUCCCGGGGCUGGGACGGACGCCAAGGUCUACAUCACCAUCUAUGGGGACCUCGGGGACACGGGGGAGCGGUACCUGGGCAAGUCAGAGAACCGCACCAACAAGUUUGAGAGAGGAACGGCCGACACCUUCAUUAUCGAGGCUGCGGACCUGGGCGUCAUCUACAAGAUCAAGCUCCGCCACGACAAUACCAAGUGGUGCGCAGACUGGUACGUGGAGAAGGUAGAGAUCUGGAACGACACCAAUGAGGAUGAGUUCCUGUUCCUGUGUGGACGCUGGCUGUCCCUGAAGAAGGAGGAUGGGCGACUGGAGAGGCUCUUUUAUGAGAAGGAGUACACCGGGGACCGGAGCAGCAACUGCAGCAGCCCCGCUGACUUCUGGGAGAUCACCCUGAGCUCCAAGAUGGCCGACAUCGACAUCGCCACCGUGACGGGGCCCAUGGCUGACUAUGUUCAGGAGGGCCCAGUUAUUCCCUACUAUGUGUCAGUCACCACGGGGAAGCACAGGGACGCAGCCACCGAUAGCCGGGCCUACGUCAUCCUCAUUGGGCAGGAGGACGAGCGCAGUAACCGCAUCUGGCUGGACUAUCCCCGGGGGAAGAAGGGCUUCAGCUGCGGCUCCGUGGAGGAGUUCUAUGUUGCCGGCUUGGAUGUGGGCAUCAUCAAGAAAAUAGAGGUGCUGGGCUCUAGGGCCUCAGGGCGGUGGCCCUCAGGGAAGGAAGGAGCUGACCUGUACUCGGGUGGGAGGCUGAGUGGGCCUGACCUGGGCCCCGCUCAGAACAGGUCUUACUGGGCUGAAGUCAAAGUUGCCGCCAGGGCUGUGGUCUCGUCUGAGACUUGGAACCGAGGCGAUGGCGUCACCUCCCGUGUCUUCGACCUCCUGGAUGCCAUGGUGGUGAACAUCGGGGUGAAGUGCUGUGCAAAGAAGUCCUCCCAAGAAAUGGCACAUGGCCAGAGUGGAGGUGGGAAUGGGCGUGUGUCGCCCAUUGGCCUUUCAAGAACACCUCUGGGUGCAAGAGACAGGCUACUGGGGAAUCACUGGGAGCUGAGAGGCCUCUUCUCUCCUUACCCUGAAUCUGUCUUUACCAUGGCCUCCCCCCUUCACCGUGGCCAGCCUCCCUCCUUCGUGUCCCUCCUCUCCAUCCCCAGAUUUGAGCGGGAGCAGAAUGACACCUUCAUCAUGGAGAUCCUGGACAUUGCCCCAUUCACCAAGAUGAGGAUCCGAAUUGACGGCCUGGGCAGCCGGCCCGAGUGGUUCCUGGAGAGGAUUCUCCUGAAGAACAUGAACACGGGAGACCUGACCAUGUUCUACUAUGGAGACUGGCUGUCCCAGCGGAAGGGCAAGAAGACGCUGGUGUGCGAGAUGUGUGCCGUCAUCGAUGGGGAGGAGAUGAUGGAGUGGACGUCCUACACCGUCUCAGUGAAGACCAGUGACGUCCUGGGAGCUGGCACCGAUGCCAAUGUGUUCAUCAUUAUCUUCGGGGAGAACGGGGACAGCGGCACCCUGGCCCUGAAGCAGUCGGCCAACUGGAACAAGUUCGAGCGGAACAGUACCGACACGUUCAACUUCUCUGACAUGCUGAGCCUGGGCCACCUCUGCAAGCUGAGAGUUUGGCAUGACAACAAAGGGAUACUUCCCGGCUGGCACCUGAGCCAUGUCGACGUGAAGGACAACUCCCGCGACGAGACCUUCCGCUUCCAGUGUGACUGCUGGCUCUCCAAGAGUGAGGGCGACAGGCAGACGGUCCGCGACUUCGCCUGCGCCAACAAUGAGAUCCAUGACGAGCUGGAGGAGACCACCUACGAGAUCGUCAUAGAAACCGGCAACGGAGGCGAAACCAGGGAGAACGUCUGGCUCAUCCUGGAGGGCAGGAAGAAUCGAUCCAAAGAGUUUCUUGUGGAGAAUUCUUCCAGACAGCGGGCCUUCAGGAAGGGGACCACAGACACAUUUGAGUUCGACAGCGUCUACUUAGGGGACAUUGCCUCUCUCUGCGUGGGCCACCUCGCCAGGGAGGACCGGUUCAUCCCCAAAAGAGAGCUGGUCUGGCAUGUCAAAACCAUCACCAUCACCGAGAUGGAGUAUGGCAACGUGUAUUUCUUCAACUGCGACAGCCUCAUCCCCCUCAAGAGGAAGAGGAAGUACUUCAAGGUCUUUGAGGUCACCAAGACUACGGAGAGCUUUGCCAGCAAGGUCCAGAGCCUGGUACCGGUCAAGUACGAGGUCAUCGUGACGACCGGCUACGAGCCCGGGGCGGGCACUGACGCCAAUGUCUUCGUGACCAUCUUUGGGUCCAACGGCGACACGGGCAAGCGGGAGCUGAAGCAGAAAAUGCGCAACCUGUUUGAGCGGGGCAGCACCGACCGCUUCUUCCUGGAGACGCUGGAGCUGGGCGAGCUGCGCAAGGUGCGCCUGGAGCAUGACGGCAGCGGCUGCUGCGCGGGCUGGCUGGUGGACAGGGUGGAGGUCACCAACACCAGCACCGGGGUGGCCACCAUCUUCACCUGCGGCAGGUGGCUGGACAAGAAGCGGGGCGACGGGCUAACCUGGAGGGACCUCUUCCCUUCCGUCUGAGCGCUGCAGGCCCGCCCUCUCCCUUCGCACCAGCUCGCCCCGACCACACCUGCCACGCUCCCCCAGGGCUUUCAGGAGUCCUUUCCUGAAAGCCUCCUGGAGCUGGCACUGGGGGGCCAGAGCUCCCUGGCCCUUCGGAGGUCACUGUGGGUGAUGGCUGGUGCGGUCCCACCCUCUCCCGGGUCUCCUGAAUCUAUAGGAAUCCAUCAUGUGUGUCAUAA
Molecule: messenger RNA, 7517 nt
Organism: Odocoileus virginianus texanus
Lineage: Eukaryota; Metazoa; Chordata; Mammalia; Artiodactyla; Cervidae
Source: RefSeq, a predicted model, not a curated record